AUUACUCCAUCCAACAAACCCUAGGAAGUACGGAUCGAGACGAAAAUGGUGUCAUUGAAGCUACAGAAGAGGCUUGCCGCCAGUGUCCUCAAGUGCGGCAGAGGCAAGGUUUGGCUGGAUCCUAAUGAAGGAAAUGAAAUCUCAAUGGCGAAUUCACGUCAGAACAUCCGUAAGCUUGUUAAAGAUGGGUUUAUCAUCAGGAAGCCUACCAAGAUUCAUUCGCGGUCCCGUGCUCGUCGUAUGAAGGAAGCAAAAAGAAAGGGGCGUCACUCUGGAUAUGGUAAACGUAAGGGUACCAGAGAGGCAAGAUUGCCAACUAAGAUCUUGUGGAUGAGGAGAAUGAGAGUGUUGAGGCGGUUGCUUCGCAAGUACCGUGAGGCUAAGAAGAUUGACAAGCAUAUGUACCAUGACAUGUACAUGAAGGUGAAGGGUAAUGUUUUCAAGAACAAGCGUGUGCUCAUGGAAAGCAUUCACAAAUCAAAGGCUGAGAAGGCUCGUGAGAAGACACUCUCCGACCAAUUUGAGGCCAAACGAGCAAAGAACAAGGCCAGCAGGGAACGGAAGUUGGCACGAAGGGAGGAACGUUUUGCUCAGGGCCCACAAGAAAAAGCACCGGCAGUGGCUGCUCCAGCAUCACAGCCGGCUGCACAGGCACCAAAGAAAUCCAAGAAGUGAGGACUGUAUGUUGGAGAUGAAGAACAUGUUGAUGUUUUUAAUAGCCGUGCGGUUUAGUUUUUUGAUAUGUUUGUCGUUGUCGUGGUUUUAUAAAACAGUUUUUAUUAAAUGGUGCGUUUUUGUCAUACUCUUGUUUAAUGUUGGUUAUACCAGUAGCACUUGCAGUAAUUUUCUUUU
Helianthus annuus (common sunflower) is the source of this 852-nucleotide messenger RNA. Its product is annotated as 60S ribosomal protein L19-1. Gene Ontology annotation, biological process: translation. Gene Ontology annotation, molecular function: RNA binding; structural constituent of ribosome. The transcript has 5 exons. The record is from RefSeq and is a predicted model, not a curated record. Gene Ontology annotation, cellular component: cytosolic large ribosomal subunit; ribosome. Bases 46 to 675 code for a protein of 209 amino acids. NCBI's taxonomy places the organism in Eukaryota, Viridiplantae, Streptophyta, Magnoliopsida, Asterales, Asteraceae.